AUGGAUUCACCAUUGAAAGUCUUGAAAGAACCUAAUGGACAACUUUUCCCUAAACAAACUGAUUUGUCUAGAAUUAAGUUCAAGCUUUUACAAAUUAUUAAUGAGUUAGGAGAACUCAGUGAGUUGUAUGAACUGCUAAAGUCUCAAUUAUGUUUAACCAAUCAAAAUGAUUUAAACAAAGGUAUAUUCUUGCUUCCUGAUAACAUUUUGUUGGAUAUCCUUGGCUAUGUGAAUCAGAUGGAUACAAUUCAUCUUGCAUUAACUCAUCGAUAUUUUAGGAAUGUUUGCAAGGAAAAGUUGUUAAAGUCGCUCUAUGUCUAUGAUGAACGCAACUGUCGAAAAGAAGUUCAUGUUCCAAAAGAGUUAUAUAGUCCAUUUUAUAUGAAGUAUACUGUGAUUGGUCAUACCAAAUUGUUAGAUCUAAUCUCAAGUUCCUGUUAUCUGCCUGAAUACGUGAAGGACAUACUUUUUGGUGAUGACGAAGACGUGACAGUACGUGCAUUGGAUGCUAUCGUUAAUCUAUCUCACAGAUGUUCGAUUAGAUUCCUUAAAGUUAAAUUUGGUGAUAUUCAAAACUGGGUAUUGAAACAUCAAGUAGUAAAGGCCGCUGCAUAUCAUCUAUUUGGAAAUGCUCUAGAAGAACAAUAUCCGCAAGAGAAACAGUUUGUAGUGAAGCAUUUGCUCUUAAAAAAUUCUGAGAGCUUUUGGAUAGAGAAGGAGCUUUCAAAGUUUGAACGAUUAAGAAGUAUAUACCUUAUUGACCCUCCAGUUUUUAGUUUGACGAAGAAGAUUGAUGUUGAUGAAUUGCGUUUGGAGUUCACUGAAGAAGCUAUAGCGCUGGUUGUUUUGUCAAAUUUUAAUAUUCAAAGAAUUAGAAGAUUGCUGGUGUACGAUUGUGAUGAUUUAUUUGCGGAAACUAUUCUCCCAUUGGCCAGUCAAUUUGUAUCGCUCAAUGCCUUAGAGAUCGGAUCUUCAGAAUUUGAUACUUUGGGUUUCCUUGGGGCUUUGAGAAGUGAUUCUUUGGAAGAGAUGGUUAUGUCUGACAUGUUUCGAGUUGUACCCAACAAUCAGAGGAGGAAUUUAAGAUUACUAAGCUUUUCGCCACCAGGGCAGUUAGCCUUUCGAAGCGGAAAGCCAGCGACACGCAUGGUGCCAGCUGUAUCAAUAAAAGGCUCUGAUUUUCCUGUCCUCGAAUUCAGUUACCCGUUAGAUAUUUACCCAUCUUUGGAGAAAGUUAUUGUUGACGGGAUUGUUUUCCGGGUCAGCAUGACAAGAAGCCCAUACUUAAUUCCGGUUGAAUUUUAUUCAAAUAAAGAACAAAAGUUUGCUAGCUAUUAA
Messenger RNA from Hemisphaericaspora subhashii, 1338 nucleotides. RefSeq names its product F-box protein. NCBI's taxonomy places the organism in Eukaryota, Fungi, Ascomycota, Pichiomycetes, Serinales, Debaryomycetaceae. The transcript has a single exon. Gene Ontology annotation, molecular function: protein binding. The record is from RefSeq and is a predicted model, not a curated record. Bases 1 to 1338 code for a protein of 445 amino acids.